AGCAAUUCUGAUAUUUUCCAAAAUGCCCAGCCAAGAAACUCAUCUUAAGGUGAUAAAUGGCACCAAGGAAGACAUUACUGCAACUGCAGUAACCAUAGCAAAUCCAAAAGAUUGGGAAGAUAAGCAAGGUCCUGCUGGCAAUUUUCAAGGAGUUGGGAUUCCUGCAGGACAAUCAGUAGAAAGAAGAGAAGAAGUGAAUUAUUUUGCUUCUAAAUGUCCUUUCACCAUGAAACUUAUCUUUAACGAUCAGACCAUAGAUGAAUACACUAUUAAUAUGAAAUUUGCUAUUGGGAAAGCUCAACCUGAGUUUAGUCACAAAGGUGAUCGUGUUGUAAAUUAUGAUCAACAGGAUAAGUACAUUAUUAUUUCUGUGUAUGAUAAGGCUGUAGAAGAAAAAUAAUUUGCAUUAAGUGUAAUGAACCACUAAAUAAAUUCUUUAUUUGUUAGCAAAAAA
This is a messenger RNA of Tribolium madens (black flour beetle), 454 nucleotides long. RefSeq lists its product as uncharacterized. NCBI's taxonomy places the organism in Eukaryota, Metazoa, Arthropoda, Insecta, Coleoptera, Tenebrionidae. The transcript has 2 exons. The record is from RefSeq and is a predicted model, not a curated record. Bases 23 to 400 code for a protein of 125 amino acids.